Messenger RNA from Botrytis fragariae, 3900 nucleotides. RefSeq names its product putative hc-toxin synthetase protein. The record is from RefSeq and is a predicted model, not a curated record. NCBI's taxonomy places the organism in Eukaryota, Fungi, Ascomycota, Leotiomycetes, Helotiales, Sclerotiniaceae. The transcript is spliced from 2 exons. Bases 1 to 3900 code for a protein of 1299 amino acids.
AUGUCCGAUCCAACGAGUUUGCAACCGCAAGCUUGUUUCUUUCCCAUCCUCGAUUUGACGCUCGAUCCAUCGGCAGAGAGAUAUUGGCAAGCGGUCGAGGUCCCCGUUCCAAAUAUUGCUCAGUUGGAUCGGUUUUGUAAAAAACAUGAAGUGGCCCCGUUGACUUUUUUCAAACUUGCGUGGGCGCUUGUACUUCAAUGCUACACUGGGAGUAGCUCUGCGGCUUUUGGACUCUUGGAGCUGCCGAUGUCAGAUACAAGAAUGAAUCUGGAGUUAACAUGUGGAAUCGGUAGCAUCAGCGAUUUUCACGUCGAGCUUGAGGGGGCUGGUUGCAUUACUGAGGUUCUACGAGUAAUUCAAGCAAUUUCCUCGCAAGAUGGAGAUCCUCAAUCUACACUUCUUUCUGGCGGUGACAAAAGUACAAGUACGGGGCUGUACAAUACUGCUUUGCAGCUCGAAGAAUCGAAAACUUCGACAAACUUCAAUUCCGUUCCAAAGAACCGGAUAUCCCCAGACAGCUAUAUUGAGAUACUACUCGACAUAAAGCUCGAUGGUAGUACUGCCACUGGGCAUGUGUAUCUACAGCACCUCCCGGCGAAAUUAUCCACCAUUGCAGCAACAAAUGUGGCCCAUACCUGUGCGAAAGCGAUUCAAUGUAUGCUGAGCGACCCAUUCCAACCAAUAGAGAGUAUCGAUCUUCUUACGAAACGAGACUUGGAACAACUACGAGGAUGGGAAGCUCAACUUCCCGAAAGAGUAGAUGCAUGUGUACAUGAUCUUGUGCUGCGGCACGUAAUAUCAACGCCAAAUGCUCCUGCAAUAUGUUCCUGGGAUGGACAAUUGACCUACGACGAGUUGGAGAAAGCAACGUCUAUUUUGGCAUGUCAUUUGAUUGAUCAUGGUGUCGGACCAGAGGUUCUGGUGCCAAUUUGCUUUGAAAAGUCUGUAUAUGCGAUACUGACCAUGCUUGCAAUUUUGAGGGUUGGUGGAGCAUUUGUUCCAUUAGAUCCAUCACAGCCUAGAGAGCGACAUGAAGCUAUUAUGAAGAAAGCGAACGCAAAGAUGGUCAUUUCAUCGCCGCAAACCGCGCAUAAAUUCAGCGGGAUCGCAAUACGAAAUAUAAACGUCUCAGAAGGUCUAAUGGCAACACUACAUGUAUCUCUUAAAGAUCGCUUGCCAAUAAAGGUCAAAACAUAUAGCACAGCUUUUGUUCUGUUUACUUCAGGAAGCACGGGCGAGCCCAAAGGAAUUGUUCAAGAACAUGGCUCCGUCUGCACAGCCUCGCUUUUUCACGGUAAAGCCUUUGGGUGGAACUCCAAGUCUCGUGUAUUCCAAUAUGCUGCAUAUACCUUCGACGUAAGUAUGAUGGAUAUCUUCACUACACUCAUGUUCGGAGGAUGUGUAUGCAGUCCUUCUGAAGAUGACCGCCAGAGCAAUAUCGUCGGUAUCAUGAACACUAUGCAGGUAAAUUGGGUGCUCUUUACCCCAUCUUUAGCAAAUUUGAUCUCUCCUGAAGAUGUGCCUUGUCUUGAAAUUAUGGCACUUGGCGGCGAGGCAGUAACACAGGAAAAUAUAAGCAGAUGGUCCAAUGAUGUCGCUCUGUAUAAUUGUUAUGGGUGUGCAGAAGCUUCCCCCACAGCAUUUAUUCAACUGCGUUCGAACAAUAGAGGCUCGAAUCUUGGAAAACCGUUUGGGCAGGCAUUGUAUUGGCUGGUAGAUCCAAAGAACCACAACCGCAUAGUUCCAAUUGGUGCGGUAGGAGAAUUGCUUGUUGAAGGACCCACUCUCGCUCGUGGUUAUAUCGGUGACAUGGACAAAACAAAAGCUGCAUUUAUCAAAGAUCCAAAGUGGCCAUCAGAACUUAUAGGGACGAGAGCCCGACGUUUCUACAAGACGGGAGAUCUUGUACGGUACACUUCCGACGGAUCCCUAGAUUGGGUUGGGAGAAAAGACUUCCAAGUGAAAGUUCGAGGACAACGAGUUGAACUUUCAGAGGUUGAAUACAAUAUCUCAGCUUAUCCCAACGUUACUCUAGCCAUGGCCACAAGUCCUAAGAUUGGAGCUUUCGCAAAAUCUCUCGUGGCAAUAAUUCAAAUCGAUGCGAGUUUAGAGCCGACUUCGGCUAUGAAUGUUCUCUCCUCGGUUAGCAACCACCGAUUGUCUGCAGCGGGUUUCAGCAUUGCCGAUCUUGAUCAAUUUUUGAGGAAUAAAUUACCGAAUUACAUGGUGCCAAGUCAUUGGUUUGCUGUUGAAAAAGUACCGCUUUCUGUUUCAGGAAAGAUUGAUCGAAAGUCAGUAGAACAUUGGCUUUCACAACUGAAUCGUGAUUCUGCAAAUCCAAUCCUUACCAAUGGCCUUUCCAACGGUCAUGCCAACGGAGUCAUCAAUGGCCAUAACAACGGCCAGAACGGCACUUCCAUAUCCAAAGAAAACAUAGUCGGUUUCAAGAUAUCCAGAAAACUCGCCUCGCUCGUUUACCACACAGACAGCCAGGCCAAAUCGAAGCUGAUUGACCAGGACAUUACUUUGGCAACAAUUGGUCUUGAUUCUAUUCAAGUCAUCAGUUUGUUGAUGUUCAUCAAGCAAGAAUUUGCAGUCAAGCUUCACAUCAGCGUGUUGCUGCAUCCGAAGGCAACAAUUCGUAGUGUUACGCAACAUAUUGAGGACCUCAGAACAGUGGGUGUUAGUCAAAGUAUCGAAAAGUCUGUUGAUUUAAGAACAGAAUUUCAGAUGUAUAAACAGCAGAUGGAUACAAAUCGGUGGGGAAGAGAUCCAUCGAUACAAAACGUUUUCUUGACAGGGGGAACAGGAUUCCUCGGAUCUGAAAUGCUGCACCAGCUCUGCACUCGCAAGGAUAUCAAGAAAAUAAUGGUACACGUUCGUGCGAAAAACUUAAAGGAUGGCCUGCAACGGAUUAGAAAGGCAGCAAUGCAAGCAGAAUGGUGGUCAGAUUCGUAUCUCGAGAAAAUAGAAGUAUGGCCUGGAGAUCUUGGAAAACGUCGCCUAGGUUUGAACUCGGACCAAUGGGACUGCCUAACCGGAAAGUCAGAUAUUUCUCGACAAGUACAUGGCAUUAUUCACUGUGGUGCCAAGGUGCACUGGAACUGCGACUUUUCGUCUUUAAAAGCAGCAAAUGUUGACUCAACUUGGAUCCUCUUGAAUAUUAUGAACGAAACACCAUCCAUCUUAAAGUUCGUAUUUAUAUCCGGAGGGUACAAUGGGCCAUCGUUAGCAGAGAAGUAUCUUUACAUGGACGACGACCACAUCAAUGACAUUCUCCCUACUGAAUACGCGAAAACAAAAUUCAUCUCACAGCGCCUCGUGCAAGAGUACUCACAGACCAGUAUUCAGAAUCGCAGUCGGGUCUUUGUUGUAAAACCUAGUUACACCAUUGGUACUCCUAAGCUGGGUAUUGCCAAUACCAGUGACUUUAUCUGGAGACUUGUUGCAAGUUGCAUAGAAAUCGGGAGUUUCAAUGAAGCAGACGCCGAUUCCUGGCUUUUCAUUUCUGAUGUCGGUAACGUGGCCAAAAUUGUGUUAGAUUGCUGUGAUACAAAACAGAGCGUUUCUUCCGAUCCGUAUAUUGGAAUGAGUGAAGGUCUACCCGUUCGUGAGUUUUGGUCUAUUCUGGAAAGAAAUUUUGGUUACAAAAUCAAACCAUUGAGACAGGCUAAAUGGCUGGAUGCUGUUUACGCCGACAUUGACUCUAAGCAUGAGAUCCAUCCCCUUUGGCCUUUAAUCCAAAAUUUGGAGAAGGAACAAGGAAAAUUAGGCAUGCCUAUAGAUGAAAUACCGCAGGACGUAAAACUUUCUACUCCUUCGAGGAUUGAAGCUGCCAUUCGUAAGAAUGUUGAGUAUUUGCGCGAGGUUGGCUUUUUACCAAAAACACAUAAGUAUUGA